CACUGGGACGGCGGAGCCAUCGGAGCCUUAGUUAGUGUGGCGACCGUUUCAGGGUGCAGUGCCGAAUGCGUUCCGCGGAUUACUGAAACUCGGUAUCGCCAGCUACAGGAAAUGUAUUUUACAUCCCCCGCUGAAGGCACCUGGAUUUUGUGAUCUUGCCGCAGUUUCGCAUGCGGGCAUCUGCGUGCUUUUUGCGCUUCUGAAGGGAGGAUUGCGGCGAACGGCGAGCCGCUGCGUCGACGGAUGCGCGCCUGAGCGAGCCGGCGGUCCCGCGCGCGAGCCCACCGCCGAGGAGCGCGCGCCACUCCGCGGUCCCCAUGGAGCGCCAUUGCAGCCUCCUGUCCAUUUGGCUGCAGCUGGAACUGUGCGCCAUGGCCGUGCUUCUCACCAAAGGGGAAAUCAGGUGUUACUGCGAUGCACCGCACUGUGUGGCCACAGGGUACAUGUGCAAAUCUGCACUAAAUGCCUGCUUCACAAAGGUGUUGGACCCUCACAAUGUGAACUCGCCCCUCACUCAUGGGUGCCUGGACCCCCUUGCUGCCAGCUCCAUGGAUGCCACCUGCAUUCCCAAGCAGGAGGAUCUUACCGGGGUCUCUUCCACACUGGAGUGCUGUAAUGAGGACAUGUGUAAUUACAGAGGACUCCAUGAUCUCGCACAUACUAGAGAAGCUUCAGACCACAAUGGCAGAUUUCAGCCAGAGAGCAACAGGCACCUCAUCACCAGGGUACAAGACCUGGCAUCAACCAAGGAAGUGUGGUUCCGGGCGGCAGUUAUAGCUGUUCCAAUAGCUGGUGGCCUCAUCCUGGUGCUGCUCAUAAUGCUGGCCCUGCGCAUGUUGCGCAGUGAGAACAAACGGCUGCGCGACCAGAGGCAGCAGAUGCUGUCGCGCCUGCACUACAGCUUCCAUGGGCACCAUGCCAAGAAGGGCCACGUGACCAAGCUGGACCUGGAGUGCAUGGUUCCAGUGAUGGGUCAUGAGAACUGCUGUCUGACCUGUGACAAAUUGAGACAGUCAGACUCGGGCAACGACAGAAUCCUGUCGCUUGUGCACUGGGGGAUGUACAGUGGACACGGCAAGCUGGAGUUCGUGUGAUCCUUCUUGUGGACAGAGAUGAGACUUUGAACCUGUUUCUGUUUAAUUUUUUUAUAUGUAAAAAUGACAGCAAGUCUCAUUGGCUUGCUGCAGAGCACUUUACUUGAAUUAAAUGCCGACUGGAUGAGUAAGAGCUGUAAUUUAACUUGAGAGGGUAGGAGAAGCUCUGUAGGCUCAGCGGAUCCUGGACUUCUUACUGACCACUGAAGGAUUCCAAAUUGUUCUUAUUUGCACAUUUGUAUAAAGAGGAAACAGAACAUAGGUUGUUUUUGCUUUAAGAGAAGCUAAGUAGAGGAAAUUCACAUUGAUGCCAGGGUACAAAACUUUGAGGAGUUAAAAAAAAAAAAAAAAUUCAGUGUUAUCUGUAGGUGUGCACACUCCUCUCUGUAUGUCUGAUUCAGUUAAUGUAAAGAUUUUAAAUAUAUUUUUUGUCGGAUAACUAUUUUUGUCACGUUCCUUCUGUGGUUGAAUGAC
Messenger RNA from Scleropages formosus (Asian bonytongue), 1568 nucleotides. RefSeq names its product BMP and activin membrane-bound inhibitor (Xenopus laevis) homolog a (gene bambia). Gene Ontology annotation, biological process: transforming growth factor beta receptor signaling pathway; negative regulation of transforming growth factor beta receptor signaling pathway; positive regulation of canonical Wnt signaling pathway. The transcript has 3 exons. NCBI's taxonomy places the organism in Eukaryota, Metazoa, Chordata, Actinopteri, Osteoglossiformes, Osteoglossidae. The record is from RefSeq and is a predicted model, not a curated record. The coding region runs from base 318 to 1094 and encodes 258 amino acids. Gene Ontology annotation, molecular function: frizzled binding.